Molecule: messenger RNA, 1578 nt
Organism: Bufo gargarizans (Asiatic toad)
Lineage: Eukaryota; Metazoa; Chordata; Amphibia; Anura; Bufonidae
Gene: TM7SF2
Product: transmembrane 7 superfamily member 2
Exons: 11
Coding region: 89-1351 (420 amino acids)
Biological process (GO): sterol biosynthetic process
Cellular component (GO): endoplasmic reticulum membrane; nuclear inner membrane
Molecular function (GO): oxidoreductase activity, acting on the CH-CH group of donors, NAD or NADP as acceptor
Source: RefSeq, a predicted model, not a curated record
UAGGAAGAUGGGCAAUGAGGAGAUGAUUGGAAUUAAAGGGACAGUGACGUGACUUUGGAGUCACUGGGACAGAGCUGCAGGAAGAAGGAUGGCGGACAAGAUAAAAACUACCCGUACCAAAGAGCUUGAGUUUGGGGGAUCCAUUGGGGCCUUACUUAUGUUGAUAUUCCUGCCUGGGACAGUCCUUUACCUACUUCUCACAUGUAACACAGCCGAUGCCAGCGUAUUACAGGUGCCAGGUCCUCUUCCUCCGCUGGAGACUUUGUGGAAUCCAUUUGCCCUGACACUGCUGCUGAGCUGGAUGUCUCUGCAGGCGGUGCUAUAUAUGUUGCCUAUGGGAACGAUAGCUGAAGGAAUCACUCUGAGAGACAAUACCCGUCUGAGCUAUAAAAUAAAUGCUUUUUAUGCUUUCCUGGCGAGCGCCGUCCUGGCAGGCGUGGCAGUGACGCUCCGGUUACCCCUGUCUUAUGUCUACGACCACUUCCUGGAGUUUGCUGUUGCCGCUGGAAUCACAUCUUUGGCUCUCAGUAUCUUUCUUUACAUCAAGUCUCUGGCAGCACCAGAGUCUGCACUGGCCCCAGGGGGCAAUUCAGGAAAUCCGCUGUAUGACUUUUUCAUCGGGCAUGAAUUGAAUCCUCGUAUUGGUUCCUUUGACCUGAAGUAUUUCUGCGAACUUCGGCCAGGACUUAUGGGAUGGUGUUUGAUCAACUUGUGUUUCCUGAUGAAGGACAUCGAGCUCCGUGGCUCUGCCUCCCUCUCCAUGAUUUUGGUGUGCGGAUUCCAGGGUCUUUAUGUCAUGGAUGCUCUAUGGCAUGAGGAAGCAAUCCUCACUACCAUGGACAUUGUACACGAUGGAUUUGGUUUCAUGCUGGCAUUUGGAGAUUUAUGCUGGGUCCCGUUCACAUAUUCACUGCAGGCAUACUUCCUAGUCCGUCACCCACAAGAACUGAGCACUUCGGCUGCCAUUGGCAUUGUCCUUCUCAAUGCCGUUGGAUACAUCAUUUUCCGAGGGUCUAACUCACAGAAAAAUGCCUUCCGAAGAAAUCCCUCAGACCCAAGUGUAGCUGGAUUGGAAACCAUCCCAACAGCAACAGGAAAGAAGCUUCUUGUAUCUGGAUGGUGGGGUCUUGUUCGUCACCCGAAUUACCUUGGCGAUUUAAUUAUGGCCCUGGCCUGGUCACUGCCGUGUGGUCUCGGUCACAUCUUACCAUACUUCUACGUUAUUUAUUUCACUGGUCUCCUGAUUCACCGCGAGGCAAGAGAUGAGCACCAGUGUUUGAAGAAGUAUGGCCUGGCCUGGCAGGAAUACUGUAAAAGAGUUCCUUACAGGAUAUUUCCAUAUAUCUAUUGAUUCAUCCAUCCGACAACUAAUAGCUGAGCUGUAGUCUGGCAAGGGCAAGAAAAACCGACUGCUACCUGCAGAGAUGUGAAUGGUAUAAGAUUCAUUAUAGAAACCGCAAUGUUAUCUGAAAAGUAAGUCACUAGGAAAUUCACUGUUCAACCAGGGACAAUGCCUUCUAGUACUAGCUCAGCUGAAUGUUGCUUCACACUGGAGAAAAAGUACUUGUAAUCCAUAUG